AGAGAUCGGAGCCUGCGCGGAGCUUCGCGUCAGGAACUGGCUAGCCAUCAGCAGGCCGGAGCGGCGGCGCCGCCGCAGUACGGGACGGACGCGAAGCUGGCAGAGCUCACCGCCGGUAGCGGCGGCAGGGAGACGGAGGAGCAGCGCGGCAAGUUCCUGGUGCUGCGCCUGUACGAGGCGCUCAACGCCCGCGACGCGCGCCGGGCGCAGGAGCUGCUCGCCCCGGACCUCGAGUGGUGGUUCCAUGGCCCGCCCGCGCACCAGCACAUGAUGCGCCUCCUCACCGGCGCCGACACCAACGCCCAGUUCACCUUCGCCCCGCGCUCCGUCGACGCCUUCGGCUCCACCGUCAUCGCCGAGGGAGGCGCCGACGCUGGCGGACAGCUCUACUGGGUGCACGCCUGGACCGUCGGACCCGAUGGGGUGAUCACGCAGCUCAGGGAGUACUUCAACACCGACCUCACCGUCACCCGCCUCUCCGCCGCCGCCGCCGCCGCCAGCAAGAACCCCAGCACAAUCGUCUCUCCUAGCCACGCCUCCUCCUCGUCGUCUACUUCCACCUCUUCAGCGCCCUCCUCGCCGGCGCCCACGCCCAAGUGGCCCAAGUGCCUGUGGCAGAGCCGCCGCGCUGACCGCGCGCGCAAGUCGCUGCCGGGCCUCGUCCUCGCCAUCUAACAAGAAUUCAGGGACUACUUAUCUGCAAGAACUCAAGAAGUCAAGGAGCUGGCGUAUGGGCGAACUGAACUGAACUGAAGUGCGUGCUAGAAUUCAGGGAUCCCACAUUUCCUCUACCAAUAGUAUUGCUUUACGUGUUUGAAUUAGAAAGUGUGAUUUGCUCGGUCUAAGUUAUGGGUUGUGGACCUUAUGGUGUGUACUGCAGCUGCAGCAAUGGCUCGCUAUUGCGGCUGAAUAAAAGUACUAGCAGAGAGUAUUUGAGUCUUAUGCAAUGUAUUCGGAUAGUUAUUUGCCUUCA
Messenger RNA from Lolium perenne, 973 nucleotides. RefSeq names its product senescence associated gene 20-like. NCBI's taxonomy places the organism in Eukaryota, Viridiplantae, Streptophyta, Magnoliopsida, Poales, Poaceae. The record is from RefSeq and is a predicted model, not a curated record.